CAUUACUUCUCCUGUGCAGGAUCAGGAGCGGAAGAUCAGAGGAUACCUUCUUGAUCUUUCGACCAGAAAACACCGAAUAAUUUGAUCUUCCAUCAGACUUCAAAGAGAGGAAAAAUAUGAAGAGAGUCACCAUGAUGCUGAGCCUACUUGUGCUAGGGUUACAUCUGUCUUUUGUCCAUGCACAUCCCCAGUGCCUUGAUUUCUACCCACCAUUUGAGCUUCCAUCAGACAGUCAGCCAUUUUGUGAUGGUUACAAGGACUUUGGUUGUUGUACAUUGACUCAGAAUGAAGCCAUCCGAGAAAGGUACCAGACGCUGAAGAGAAACCUGCCAGAAAGUGCCGCACAUGAAUGCAGAAACUUCCUGAAGGAUAUCUUGUGCCAGGAAUGUUCACCCUACGCAGCUCAUUUAUUUGAUGCAGAGACUACACAUCGUAAGACCCCUCUGCCAGGUCUGUGUGGAGGAUACUGCUCUUCUCUCUACAACACGUGUCCAGAACUUAUUCCCUUAGUGACGGAUGAUGCAGCAAUUAUUGAUGCACACAAUACAAAUGAGAGCGCAUUCUGUGCUGCAGUGGAGAUAGGUGAUAUGGACUACUGCUACCCAAACAUCCUUCAGGAUACGUUCCUUGAUGACUUGGCUUGGGAUGCACGAAGUGGUGGAGGGGAUGGCUGCCUGUGCUUCGAGGAAUUUGCCAAUGGCUUACGUAACCCUGUUCUUGCUGUCCAUGCCAACGACAGCACCCACCGUCUUUUCAUAGCAGAACAAGUAGGAAUUGUUCAUGUGUACCUCAGGAAUGGGACACGACUCAACGAUCCCUUCCUUGACAUCCAAGACACCGUCAAGACAUCAAGUCGAAGGGGAGAUGAAAGGGGCUUCCUUGGACUGGCCUUUCAUCCAAACUUUGUCCACAACAGCAGAUUGUUUGUGUAUUACAGCACUUUAUCUUCCUCAGAGUCAGAAAUAAUCAGGAUUAGUGAAUUUCAAACCAUGUCUAAUGACUCCAAUCGGGUAAACAUGACAACCGAGAGCGUUAUCCUUAACGUUGAACAACCUGCUGGUAAUCAUAAUGGUGGUCAGAUGCUGUUUGAUGAUCAGGGUUACUUCUACGCUUUCCUUGGUGAUGGUGGUCGAGGUGGAGAUCCCUUUGGGCAAUAUGGAAAUGCUCAAAAUUUGGCUGAGCUGCUAGGAUCUGUAAUCAGAAUUGAUGUAGAUCAGCAACAAGAAGGACUUGCCUAUGCCAUACCACCCGGCAACCCAUAUGUCUCGUACAACAACAGUGAGAGACGUCACGAGAUCUAUGCCUAUGGCACCCGGAAUAUGUGGCGUUGCUCUAUCGACCAGGGCGAUAGACAGACAGGGGAGGGAAGAGGACGCAUUUUCUGUGGGGAUGUUGGCCAGCAUAGCUAUGAAGAGAUUGAUAUCAUCGAGAAGGGAGGCAACUAUGGAUGGCGGGGAAAAGAAGGGUUUUCCUGCUAUGAUAAUACAAUGUGCAAUGAUUUCCUUGAGAAUGAAGUACUGCCCAUCCAUGCAUACCCUCAUACCAUUGGCAAAUCUGUGAUUGGUGGAUAUGUGUACAGAGGGUGUCAGUACCCAAACCUUAAUGGAAAAUACAUCUUUGGAGAUUAUGUAUCGGGGCGAUUGUUUGAAUUGAAUGAGAACACAGCUACCCAAGAAUGGAAUAGCAGAGAGUUCUGCCUGGGGGACAACACUGUUUGCACUGGGUCUAUGCUGGGAUCCUUCCCCAAGAAUAUCCUUUCGUUUGGAGAGGAUGAAGCAGGUGAGAUGUAUCUUCUCUCAACUAGUGAAGCAAAGACCACUGUUCCUCAAGGGAAAGUAUUCAAAAUCGUUGAUCCUCGAAAGAGAGGAAAUCCUGAGGAAUGUCUCAAGGAUAUCAGAGACGUUGAUGUUCAUGGUCCCACCACACCCUUUGAACCAUCACCCUCAGAAACCUUCAGGUGCCCUAAGAAAUGCAAAGGAGAGUACUCUGAAGUGGACAAUACCACAUACUGCGAUGCAAAGUUUGUGAUAACAGGUACAGUCCGGAAGGCGCAGCGCUUUAACAAUGAACUGCGCCUCACUGUUAAUGUUGAUGAACUCCACAAGAAGGCAUACGACCUCCCUGCCAUACAUGCAGGACGAAGGAUCUCCAUCUCGCAAUACUCACGAUCUGGUAGCUGCAGAUGUCCAAACCUGGAGGUGGGACAGACCUAUUUCAUCCUUGGCGACUUCAAGUCGUCUUGGCAGAAGUUAAUCCUGAAAGAGUCUUCCAUUGUUAAACGCUAUCAUUGGCACCACUCCUUCAUGAUCCCGCGACUGAAUAAGGAAUGCAGGGCUCUUACUAUGGAACUUUUUGCCAAGCAAUUCAGUUAGAGAUAGUUCUUUUAAAAAUUAUAUACAGAUGUUGAAAGAUCUGUCAAAAAAUUAUGAGAAGUGAGAUUCAUAUUUGCAGGUGAAGACAAUGUCAUCGAUUUCUAUGAAAUUACACAUCUUGUACAAAAUCAAUGAUUUUGUGUUAUUCAUAAUACAAAGGUAAGAAGAGGAUAUUGAAAAUCAUAAAUAAUUUUGGCUGUUUUUCAAUAUGAAAUAUUUUAUUUUCCAUAAAAUUUCAGGGAUGUUGUUCUUUAGAUUUUUUCAGUGAACUAUUACAACACUUAUAGAUAAAUUGUAACUUCAAAGGUACUAUUAAGAAACUUGUGCACAUAAAGUCUACCUCCAAAUAGAAAAGAAAAGAUGAUGAAAUUCUUAAGCAGUGUGAUCAUUACUAUUACAGAUAGAUGCCCAUUGAUAUUCUCUCUUUUCUAAGUGUAUUUACAAAAUCUUCUUUGAUGAAAACUGCCACAGUUAUCUUCUUGGUGGAUGUACAGUCUACAGACUCGGAGCUAGGUUAAUUAUAAUUCAUGGUUACAUCAAAAGUUAGAUUGUACCUUGGAAAAACUUUUUAGUGCAUUACUCUGCUCUUAAAAUUGAGGAAAAAAUAUUCAACUUUAUUCCUACUGUUACAAAUUUCAUUUUAUUGACGCACAGGGGGGGGGGGGGGGGGGGGGUCUGAUUGGUACUAGUGAGCAAAUAAAAGAUUCGGGACUCAGGGUAAACUUGAUUAGUAUUUUUCAAAAAAUUGUGUUAUUACCUCAGACGUGUGACAGAAUGAUUCGUCAACCAUAAAAACUCAUCAUUUUGCGAUAUAUGGGGCCCUGUCCAGGAGUUGAACCCAGGAACAUGCCUAUUUUUUCAACCACAAAAACUUAUCAUUUUAUGAUAGUACUUGUAUAUCACAUAAAUCGCACAAAUCAGUUUAAUUCUAUUUUCCUUUGAAGCAUAUUUGUUGUUUUAUGGGUACGCAUUCUAUUUUUUUUCCACACCUUUUUAGGGUUAGUCACUGCCUAGUAACUAUCACUGCACCUGAUCUGGAAGAAAUUAGAUUACUGAAAUAGACUUUUAAAUGUAAUUGAAUUAUAUAAAAAUAUGUUAUGUAAAUGAGAAUAGUAUCUGUAACUUAUGACCCAUUAGCUAGAGGAAUCAGGUUUUUUGUACUAAGCAAAUGAAAUUGACACUAUUUAGUAGGCAAUGGGUUAAAGUAAUAAUAAGAUAAAAUGUAGGUCAAAUGAAGUCUCAUGUAGUAGUAUGGAAGAAAUUCUGUCUCGUAUGUGGAGAAAGAUUUCCUAUAUUUUCUUUCAGGAGGUACUUUUGCUUGAUGUGAAGAUCUAGCAAUCCAGAAUGGUAUUGUUUAUAACAGUGAAUGAUUAAUGAUUAAUGAUUAAUUAGUUAAUCAAUUUUUGUAUACCUCUACCGGUAGUUUAAAACAGUACCCACGAAUGGAAAAGUUCUUGUGCUUUCAAUUAUAUUGAAAUAAUUUUAGUACUUUAAAGAUGUUUGUAAUGUAAGAAUAAAGUGUACUUAAGAUUAUUCUCUAUUUUUAUAUCAGACAUGAAAUAAAAUAUAUUUUUUUGAUUUCUUACAUUUUAUAUCCGAAUAUUGACAUUUUAUGUGAAUCUACCAUAUGACCUUUCUGUCUAUUCAAGUUCAUUGCAAGUCAAGUUAUGACGGCAGUAUAUGUUGAAAUUUUAAGACAUUGUACUAAAUCAAGAAUUUUAAAUUGUGCAGCUGUUACGCUGUGAUUUAUAUGGUAGUAUAGCUUUGAUCAUUGAAGGGAUUCACCUGUUUGGUGAUGUAACAUAAAAAUAGCUCUCUAUGGUUCUUUUUCGGUUAGCUUUUGCUUGUCCUGCUGUAAUUAGCUUCUAUUCACUACAAUGAUAUGGUAGAAUGAGAUCGUACAUUGAAGAAGAAAAAAGAGUUACAAAUAAAGAUAAAUUUCUACUGAUUCUGAAGAAAGAACUAAUUUUAAAGGUUAUAAUAGCUGUAAUACCAAAUAAACUGUACAAUAAUAAAACAUUAUUUCAAAUGUUUAAUAGAAAGAUAUUAGAUUUCCUUAAAUGUAUGAAAACUAUAUGGACUAUAAAAGUUCUUCAUGUUAGCUUUGUCAUUAUAUACACCUAACAUUUUAUUAGGAUAUUAAUCAUCCUAGCCUACAUGCACUACCAAAUAUAUAUUUUAAAAUAAAUAUUGUAUUUUUCUGAUAUCCAAUAUGAUUAUGGCAUAUUAAAAAGUAUUGGCAUUAUCUCUAGGAAGUGUCCAAAAUACAAAUGUACUAUUAAAAUUAUAUCUGCAAAUAUGAUGUCCGACUGUUACUAAA
Molecule: messenger RNA, 4692 nt
Organism: Strongylocentrotus purpuratus (purple sea urchin)
Lineage: Eukaryota; Metazoa; Echinodermata; Echinoidea; Camarodonta; Strongylocentrotidae
Product: HHIP-like protein 2
Exons: 9
Coding region: 117-2372 (751 amino acids)
Molecular function (GO): protein binding
Source: RefSeq, a predicted model, not a curated record